GUAAUGAAGCCGACAACAUCUGCUGAUGAUCGCAAGAAGAAGAAAAAACCUGUAUCUGCUGCAAGAGAGCCCAAACGUAAACAGCCAAGAAGCAGCAAAAAAGCACUGCCCAGUAGCUCUACAACAGAGCAACACAAUAAGCUCUCUGAUGAUUUGUCGUCACCUCGUGCUUGUCAGGACUCAGGCCAAGACAAAACAAUUGUUAUCUGUAAUACAGAGAAGGAUGUGAAUCCAGCACCAGAGGAAGCCUGGGCGAGACCUUUGUCCAAGCAGUGGCGACAUUUUCCUUGUGAUUUUGAUGCAGUCAAACGCUACAACAACUUUAUGUCCAGAAGGCAGCCUCACUGCUCAGUUUGCUCCCUGUUCCAAAGAUUUGAUAUUGAAAGCGAAUCACACAUCUUCAAUGACAGUUCUCCUGGCAGCCAUAUACCAUCCAGAUCACUCCCCAUGAUUCCUGAGGCUUCAUUUGCUAUCAGUGCCUCCAACCAGACACCCUUCUGCAAUUACUCACCUUUAGAUACAGAUGGACUAAGUGCUCUUCUGCAGUGCUGCAAGUGUUGUGUUUGCGUUCAUGCCAGUUGUUAUGGUGUACUGGAAACUGUAUUGCCCACAGACUGGACCUGCAGUGCUUGUUGUUCGGAGCAGCCUCCAGAUAAGUUGUUUUGUACCCUGUGCUGUUUGAGAGGUGGUGCCUUGAAGCCAACCGUUGAUAACCAGUGGGCACAUAUAGUGUGUGCUCUGGCUAUUAGCGAAGCUUCCUUUGUUGACGUCAGGAACAGAGCACCCAUCGAAAUCUCAAAAAUCAGUGCUAGCAGAUACAAACUUAAAUGCAGCCUCUGCGCUUCUAUAACUUCAAACAGUCUGCAACAGACAGCCUGUGUUCAGUGUUCCAUCGGGAGGUGCACAAAAUCAUUUCAUGUGUCCUGUGGCUACGCUGCUGGUGUCAAAUUUGAGAUCAGUGAUUGGCCUAUACCCAUAUACGUGUCCUGUUUGAGGCACCUGUCUUCCCAGUCUCGGCAUGAGGGUAGGCAGCAGGAGGACUUGUUGGAUCUCAGUGAGGGCGAUCGAGUGGUAGCGAAACAUAGAAACAAGAGGUUUUAUUGGGGCCGGGUGAUAGAUGUUGAGAGGAAAAGGAUGUAUGAAGUGGACUUUGAUGAUGGAUCUUUCAGUGAGGAUUUGAUGCCUGAAGAUGUAGAGGACCGAGACUGUUUGAGGGAUGGACCUCCUGAGAAAGGAGAGCAUAUUUUCGUUCGAUGGCCAGAUGGUGCAAUCUAUGGAGCCACCUACCGUAAAAUUAACAUCCAGGAUGUUUACACGAUUGAGUUUGAGGACAGCUCGCUGCUGCAGGCCAGGCGAGAUGAGCUGUGGGCGGAACAUGAGGACAUUCCCAGACAUGUCAGAAACAAGAUGUCACAAGCAACAGAAAGGAGAUAUGAUCUGUUUGAGAAUAAGUCUUUAGAGGGUCAUGAAGGCCGUAGGAACAAGAGGAAAGUCGAUUAUAAAGCUUUGGUUUUGCAAGGAGCUGCAUCAUAG
Molecule: messenger RNA, 1533 nt
Organism: Candidula unifasciata
Lineage: Eukaryota; Metazoa; Mollusca; Gastropoda; Stylommatophora; Geomitridae
Source: the annotation of a GenBank genome assembly